Myripristis murdjan (pinecone soldierfish) is the source of this 1667-nucleotide messenger RNA. It is a transcript of the gene alad, whose product is annotated as aminolevulinate dehydratase. The transcript is spliced from 12 exons. The record is from RefSeq and is a predicted model, not a curated record. Gene Ontology annotation, cellular component: cytosol. Gene Ontology annotation, biological process: heme biosynthetic process. Lineage: Eukaryota; Metazoa; Chordata; Actinopteri; Holocentriformes; Holocentridae. Gene Ontology annotation, molecular function: porphobilinogen synthase activity; zinc ion binding. Bases 140 to 1135 code for a protein of 331 amino acids.
CCGCUCCACUUCAGUAGGUGGCGGUAGAGAGCCUCAAACGCCCAACCUCAGUAAAAGGUGAGGAAGAAGAGGAAGCAGGACUAGUUGGCUGAAGUGCGGACAGGAGGGACGCGGCCGCCUACUUCCAAGGGGAAAAAAGAUGCAGACGCCAGCUCAGUCGCUCCUCCACAGUGGCUACUUCCACCCAACGCUGCGAUGCUGGCAGACCUGCGCCGCCGAUUUGAGACCUGACAACCUCAUCUACCCAAUCUUCAUCACAGACAGUGCAGAUGCAGUGGAGCCCAUCGGCAGCCUGCCGGGACAGGCCAGAUAUGGGGUGAACAAGAUUGAGGGAAUGUUGCGCCCUCUUGUGGAGAAAGGCUUGAAGUGCGUGCUGAUUUUUGGUGUGCCUGCAAAAGUAGCAAAGGAUGACCGGGGCUCUGGUGCAGACACAGCUGACACUCCAGCUGUAGUGGCAGUGAAGAAGAUCAGAUCUGCGUUCCCGGAGCUGCUGGUGGCGUGUGACGUCUGCCUGUGUCCUUACACAGCACACGGACACUGCGGCAUCCUAAACGAGGACGGCACCCUGGACAACGCUGCCAGCUGCCUUCGCCUGGCAGAAGUGGCAGUGGCGUACGCCCAGGCGGGCUGUCACAUCAUCGCCCCGUCUGACAUGAUGGAUGGGAGAGUGGCGGCCAUAAAACAGGCACUGAUAGCCAAUGGCAUGGGCAACAAGGUUUCAGUGCUGAGCUACAGUGCCAAGUUUGCCUCCUGUUAUUACGGUCCCUUCAGAGAUGCUGCACAGUCCAAGCCUGCGUUUGGGGAUAGACGCUGCUAUCAGCUGCCGCCUGGGGCAAGGGGACUAGCCAUCCGAGCUGUGGACCGCGACGUGAGAGAAGGAGCGGACAUGCUGAUGGUGAAACCGGGGCUGCCGUACCUGGACAUCGUGAGAGAGGUCAAGGACAAGCACCCCACCCACCCGCUGGCCGUGUACAAUGUGUCAGGGGAGUUCGCCAUGAUGUGGCACGGAGCUCAGGCGGGAGCAUUCGACCUGCGGGCCGCCGUCAUGGAGGCGAUGACCGCUUUCCGCAGGGCAGGCGCCGACAUCAUCAUCACGUACUACGCUCCUCAGCUGCUCGACUGGCUCAAAGAGUAGAGCACAAGGAGCGAGCCAGACGACAAGCAGACGGAAAGACAGGUGGACCAAAGGCUCAUUUUUUUAACGUACAAUCUGUUGCGGCAACAUUAUGGGGGCUGCUGGAAAUCAAAUGUAUGAGAACAGGCGAUACGUGCACCCUAGUUCAUGGCACUUGUAUAUUUUGAGUUCGUAUGAAACCAGUUUGUGUCCGAGUUAUGAUGAUGGAGUGAUUUGCAGCAGAAAUCUAAAAAGGGGAUCUGGAUCCAAAUAAUCUUAAAGCUUUGAAGGGCUGCUAAUUAGCUCAACAGUAAGAAUGUAAAAUACUCCUGUCCGUUUAUUUUUUUGUGUCCAAUCUGUUUCAACUGCAACAUGUAAUGGAAUAAUCAGCCAUUUUCCCCCUUUAAUGUCAGAAUAAUACAAUGUGUGUGUUUACGUGGACCUUACAGAUGUGUAAUAUGUGAUCAAUGCCCCGAUUAGAGCACUGUCGUCCCUGACAAACUCUCUUGACCAGACUAAAUAAAUAUUUGGGAGGUUUGAGCUGCUUUAAAAG